Molecule: messenger RNA, 4190 nt
Organism: Paralichthys olivaceus (Japanese flounder)
Lineage: Eukaryota; Metazoa; Chordata; Actinopteri; Pleuronectiformes; Paralichthyidae
Source: RefSeq, a predicted model, not a curated record
GGAAAUUCCCAUCUGCCUUUUCCCCCCUUCUCUUCCAGAGCAUCUUGCGCAUGAGCACCACUGGGGGAGCGGUGCGCAAUUUUUCUCUGUGUGUGAAGCGGCAUUUCUGAGCCGGAACGCACAGACCAGUGAGGAGAAGAGAGGAAACACCGCAAUCUGACCACAGAGGGAACCAUUGCGGGGUUUUUCCGGUCUUUAUUUGAAUGCACUCCUGCAGGAGGGGAAGCAGCCAAACCUGAUGCGCCCUCCAAACUGGAUCUUUGCGCAGCCUGUUAAGAUUCAUUGCAUUCGAUCAUUUUUCUAAAUAUAUCUAUAUAAACGAGCAGAAGAGGUUCAGUGGUGCAGCAUCGUUCAUUGGUCCAUUUGAGAAAUUAUUGCUGCGGGCUGAGGGAGCAGCUUCCACCGCCACUUGACUCUUACAUAACCGGGUGGCUCGAGCUGUCCAAGGUGCUGAACCGAGCGGUCCGGACCUGGGAACGGGACAAGCCGUGGGGGGAUUCACAACCUUGCAAGGUCACAGGCCUACAUCGGGGAGGAAACGCACGGGAUCCGCUCGACCGAGCCGCACCACCUGGGUUUUAUUCACGUUUAUCUUUCUUCAUUGCAUCGUCCCCUGCUCCGAGACGCGUUUUCCUCAGCUGGUCCAUUCAGCGGGAGAGAGAAAAUGUCGGGGCAAACGCUCACGGAUCGCAUCGCCGCUGCGCAGUACCAGCUAACGGGAUCAGACAUGGCCCGAGCUGUCUGCAAAGCCACCACUCAUGAAGUGAUGGCGCCCAAGAAAAAGCACCUGGACUACCUGGUGUCGGCCACCAACACUACCAACGUGAACAUCCCUCAGAUGGCUGACACGCUGUUUGAGCGAGCCACCAAUGCCAGCUGGGUGGUCGUGUUCAAGGCCCUCGUCACCAGCCAUCACAUGUGUGUCCACGGCAAUGAGAGAUUCAUUCAGUACUUGGCUUCCAGGACCUCCCUGUUCAACCUCAGUAACUUUAUCGACAAAACCGGCUCUCACGGCUAUGACAUGUCUACAUUCAUCAGACGGUAUGGACGAUACCUGAAUGAGAAAGCUUUCGCCUAUCGCCAGAUGGCUUUUGACUUCACCAGAGUCAAGAAGGGUGCUGAGGGCGUGAUGAGGACCAUGACCACUGAGAAGCUGUUGAAAGGCAUGCCUGUUCUUCAGACUCAGAUUGACACACUCAUGGAGUUCGAUGUUCAUCCCAAGGAGCUGAACAACGGGAUCAUCAAUGCUGCAUUUUUGCUUCUCUUCAAGGACCUGGUCAAACUGUUUGCAUCCUACAAUGAUGGCGUCAUCAACCUAUUAGAGAAAUACUUCAAGAUGAAGAAGAGUGACUGUAAGGAGGCCUUGGAGAUCUACAAGAGGUUCCUGACCAGGGUGACGAAGAUUGGGGAAUUCAUGAAGCUGGCUGAGACAGUUGGAGUUGACAAAAAUGACAUUCCUGACAUUAACUACGCUCCCAGCAGUAUCCUCGAGUCUCUGGAAACACACAUGAAUGGUCUGGAGGACGUAAAGGGUGGAAAGAAGGGUGAAGGGUCUCCAACAAAGGGAUCUCCGACAAACAACGUGUCUCCAACAUCGACUCCAGCCAAAUCUUCAAACGCUGUUCCCACACUGCAGCCUCCUCCCGGGGAGAGUGCUGGUGCCGCAGCUUCAGCGGCUCCUGAACCAGUUGAAGAUUCCUUGUUGGACCUGGAUCCUCUGUCCUCCUCAGGUCCCUCAGCACCAUCAGCUGCCCCCACAUCUUGGGGAGAUCUUCUUGGAUCAGAAAUGGGCGAUUCCUUGCUAUCUGAACCCACCCUCACAGCAGAGCCCGCCCCCUCCUCUGCAGCAGCAACGCCCACUCCUGCAGCAGCAGAACCCGGAGUCUCUCUAGCUCCUCCCACUAGCACAGCAGCUGCCACCUCCCCUGGCGCCGCCAAUAUGGAUCUGUUGGGAGAUGCCUUUGCAACACCUGCACCUGCCACUGAGGCCUCUGCAGCAGCCGCCGAAGGUGGGGCUGCAGCUACGUCUGCCCCAGCCGCCAACACUGGAGCUGACCCCUUCACUCCCUCAGACGGUAACAUCAGCGCAGCGUCUGCGGGUGUAGACCUUUUCGGCAUGAUGACAGUGGAGAAUAAUAACCUGGGUAGCUCGCUGGAGGCCUGCUUUAGCUCGGCGAUGCCCCCGCCCUCCCCCUCCCCUUCCCCUUCACCGCUCUUCACCUCCACAUCCAGCACCAUCACCACCAUCGCAACCAUUUCAGCUCCCAUAGCCCCCAGCGCCGCCAACCCUACGACUGACCUUUUAAGCGCAGAUGUGUUCAUCUCCCCUGACCCCAUCUUUUCCUCCGCUCCCCCAUCCAAACCUGACACGGGAGCCAUCAUGAACCUGUUUGGUGAUUCUACAGGAGGAGACGCCUCAGCUGCUGCCGCUCCCGCUGCCCCCGGUGCUGAGCUCAUGUCAGUAUUUGAUGGCCUAGGAGAUGUAAUGAAGCCCACUGUGACUCCUCAAGCAGGCGAUGUUGACACCUCUAUGGCUAACAUGGCGAGUAAUCUCUCAAUGGGAACCACAGCGGCCCCUCAGGUAGCUCCCCCCAGUUGGGGUGCUCCCAUGCCCGGAGCACCGGGUGUUGGAGCUCCCAUGAUGCCCAUGGUGAGGCCAGGUUUCCCAGCCACCGGAGCGACACCCGGAGCACCGAUGUCUCCUGGAGCGGCCCAGAGCCCCAGAAAGCCUCCACCUCCCAGGAACGCUCUGGAUGACCUCAAUAUUAAAGACUUCAUGUAGACGGACUGGCCCGAAACCCCCCAAGGUUUAUUGUAUCUGGAGCUCCGUGGAUGUGGACGUCUGCACUUCCCCACUGCCUCCCCUCCAUCACACCACGACCCCUUCAGCCAACAAGCCAUCACAUCUACAACCGUUGCCCUCUGAACUCCCACCAGCCACGACCCCCCUUAAAAAAACAAACCCUCCCCUCCUUAUCUAAUGUUGUAGCACAACUGUGAAUGUGAACCCUAGAUACAGAAAACAAAAUUCAGUUUAUGUGUGUGUGGGUGUGCGUGUUAUUCAGUGUUAACCUUUACUUAAUAUACCACUGGAAAAAAACGAACAAAAAAAACAAAUUAAUGUGUAUUUAGAUUCAUUCUGGAUAUCUGCAUAUCAGCUGACUUGGAAUGGUGGAUAUAUGUUGGUUUCUUUGCGCAUCUCCCAGAUGAGGACUGUGUUGUUAAAUGUGGACUGUGUUCAGUGUGUGUAACUUCACUGGCCAACCCCCCCACUCCCACUCCUUAACCCAUGUCAUCCAAACUAAUACUGAGCUAUGUUUAUGUCAUUGAAGACUUGGUUGUUCCUGCUCGGCCAUCCAUCCUCCCACCUGUUAUUAAUCCAAAAUGUACCUGAACACAACUUGCAAUCUAAUUCUGGACUUCUCUUUGAACACAUCUGGUUUCGUUUUAACUUUAUGGUUUUGUAGGGAUCGCACGAACACACAAAAGUUUGUGAAAUGUGUUCAAAUCGACAUAUUUUAAAUGAUAGAUUAUACAUAUUUUCUUUAUUUUGAGAAUAUACAAAAACGUAUCAUAUAUUUUUAGUUAUGUCAAAUUAUAUGGUUGAGAAAAAAAGGCAAGUAGACUCAAAACCGUUCCCUCCUUCUUUGUACAUAUCUCUCAAUCUGUAGUCGGGAGUCAGUAUUGAAUGGAAACUUGUGUUUACUGUUCCGCCCUCUGCUGGUGUGGAGUGAUUUUGCAUUGUAGCGUGCAGCACUGGUCAAUCUAGGAUGCAUCCUGCAGAGUGCUCUCUCAGUCGCCAUAUGGAAUGACGAAAGAGACAAGGAAGCAUCUGAUUGGAACAUGGUCACUGGAAGUCUUGGGGACUCAAGUAUACGCUGGAUGUUCUGUGUGUUGUUUCUUUCCAAAAGUGACUGUAUCUUAAUCCAUUGUGGCAUUAACGACGUGUUGAAAGAAAAAUAAAGACGACUAUGACACAUGAAAUCAAAAAGAAUGUGGGUAAAUAAUGUUUGCCGAGUAUUCAUAUGAAGGCUGUGAUGUUUUUUUUGUUUUUUUAAAGUUUUAUUUUAUUUCGGGUUAUUAUGGAUGGCAUCGCCCUAUCUCCCUCCCUCCCCCCACCUGCAUGUGAGUCCAAAUGAGAUGCAAUAAAAGAGAAAUACACUGAUCCAAACCAUCCUCACGGCUCAUCA